GAAACUGUCCUCGAUGUCUCCUCUGGACGAGACGCUGCCCAGAGACUGGAAGUGCUACAUGUCACCUCAGGGACGCAGAUACUACGUCAACACCAUCAGCAACGAGACAACAUGGGAGCGGCCGUCGAGCACGCCUGGCACCCCGAAAACACCAGUGAAACACAAGAACUCUGUCCCGACAGUGAAUGGAUUUCAUGGUAAUGGCAGCCCGUUGCAUCAGACUGAACCAUCGCAUGUACUGAUGCGGAAGACCAGCACAGAUCAACAGAGUCCUGGCUCGACUUCACCCAGCAGGAAUCAGGAGUGCGAAUCCACAGUAACUAUCAACUGCAUGACGUUUCCUUUUCCACUGCACAUGUCUGAACAGCAGCUGCUCAAACCAGACGAGUGGAGCUACUGCGAUUAUUUUUGGGCGGACAGAAAGGACCAGCAGGGAAGCGCCAACAUCUCAGGAUUCGAGGUUCUGCUGCAAAAACAGCUGAAGGGAAGGCAGAUGCAGAAAGAGAUGGCCGAGUUUGUGCGGGAGAGGAUCAGGAUCGAGGAGGAAUACGCCAAGAACCUGUCGAAGCUCUCGCAGAUCCCGCUGGCGGCGCAGGAGGAAGGCACGCUUGGAGAUGCUUGGGCUCAGCUGAAGAAAAGCCUGGCAGAUGAAGCAGAAGUUCAUCUCAAGUUCUCCUCCAAGCUUCAGAGUGAAGUGGAAAAGCCUCUGCUGAUAUUCCGGGAAAACUUCAAAAAGGACAUGAAGAAGUUCGACCAUCACAUGGCGGAUCUCAGGAAGCAGCUGGCCGGCCGAAACGCCGGCGUGGAGAAGGCACGGAAAGCGCUUGCAGACCGGCAGAAGGAUCUGGAGUUAAAAACCCAGCAGCUGGAGAUCAAACUGAGCAGUAAGAUCGAGGAGGACAUCAAGAAAGCACGCAGGAAAUCCACACAGGCCGGUGAUGAUCUGAUGCGAUGUGUUGAUCUCUACAAUCAGUCCCAGUCCAAGUGGUUUGAGGAGAUGGUGACCAGCAGUCUGGAGCUGGAGCGUCUGGAGGUGGAGCGUGUGGAGAUGAUCAGACAGCAUCUGUGUCAGUACACAACGCUACGACACGAGACCGACAUGUUCAACCAAAGCACCAUAGAGCCGGUGGACAAACUCCUGCGGAGCGUGGACCCCGCCAGAGACCGAGAGCUGUGGGUCAAAGAACACAAGACGGGCGAGCUGAGACCGGUGGACAUGGACAUCUGAGAGCAUCAGACUCGCCCUUGUUUCCUCGUCUGAAACGCAGCACUGGCUGAAGAGAAACUAAUAUGGGUUUGAUCUCUCAAAAACCCUUCUGAGGCCUAAACCAGGAGAAUGAUCAUGACUCAAACCGAGCAGAAGGUUGAGAGAGAACCGAGGUUACAUACCAUAACCUUCCCACGAAUCUGACUGAAAGAGCUCUCGAGGUGUGGCAGAGACUGUGUGAACAUCUGCAGGAUUUCACUCGGGAGAACUGACGUGUUUGUCAGUAUCUACUGAUGCAAUCAUGCCAUUAGGAUUCAGCAUUGAUUGAACCGAGUUCAUGUAUGUGAAAUAGUACUAAUAUAUACUGUAAAUGCUGCUGCUGCAUCAACUAUUACAACUGAUUUCAGUUCUGUGACUAAUCAAAGCUCUCGCUUGCCUUAAAGCGACAGUACACACAAAAAUGAUCAUUCUUGUCAUCAUUUACUUCACUUUCAUGUGGUUCCAAACUGGUUUCAGUUUCUUCUUUCUUCUGUUGAGCAGAAAAGAAGAUCUUUUGAAGGAUGUUGGUAACCAAACAGUU
Sinocyclocheilus rhinocerous is the source of this 1787-nucleotide messenger RNA. It is a transcript of the gene gas7b, whose product is annotated as growth arrest-specific 7b. The transcript has 13 exons. Gene Ontology annotation, molecular function: protein binding. The record is from RefSeq and is a predicted model, not a curated record. Lineage: Eukaryota; Metazoa; Chordata; Actinopteri; Cypriniformes; Cyprinidae. Gene Ontology annotation, biological process: clathrin-dependent endocytosis; clathrin coat assembly; neuron projection morphogenesis. Gene Ontology annotation, cellular component: clathrin-coated vesicle; clathrin-coated pit; plasma membrane. The coding region runs from base 14 to 1228 and encodes 404 amino acids.